AUGUCUUCCGACGACUGGGUCCAAAAGUUUGAGACCCUUCAGGUCCAUGCUGGUCAAGCACCCGAUCCCACCACCAAAGCUCGCGCUGUCCCAAUCUACCAGUCCACUUCCUUCACCUUCAAUGAUUCGGCACAUGGAGCUAGGCUGUUCGGCCUCAAAGAGUUUGGAAACAUCUACAGCCGGAUCAUGAACCCCACGGUCGAUGUGCUCGAAAAGAGGAUUGCGGCCCUCGAGGGGGGCAUGGCCGCCGUCGCGGCUUCCUCCGGUCAAUCUGCGCAGUUCAUGACCAUCGCCGCACUGGCGCAUGCUGGUGACAAUAUUGUCUCGACGUCCAACCUGUACGGAGGCACUUACAAUCAGUUCAAGGUCAUGUUCCCUCGACUGGGCAUCCACACCAAGUUUCUCACCUCGGAAAAGCCGGAAGACUUCGAGGCGGCCAUUGAUGACAAGACCAAGGCGGUCUAUGUGGAAACAAUUGGCAACCCACGGUACAACGUCCCUGACUUUGAGACCAUCGCUAAAGUCUGUGAAGCCAAGGGCGUCCCAUUGGUUGUUGACAACACGUUUGGAGCUGGAGGCUACUAUGCCCAGCCUAUCAAGCACGGCGCUCACAUUCUCGUCCAUAGUACGACUAAGUGGAUCGGUGGGCAUGGCACAUCCAUCGGUGGCAUUAUCGUUGACUCGGGCAAAUUUGACUGGGCGAAACACGCGAAGCGAUUCCCUCAAUUCAACGAACCUGCACCUGGAUAUCAUGGCCUGAAGUUCCACGACACAUUCGGGCCUUUGGCAUUCAUUAUCCGGGUUCGAGUUGAGAUAUUGCGUGAUCUGGGCUCCUGCAUGUCACCCUUUAAUGCCCAGCAGUUCAUCCUGGGUCUUGAGACACUGAGUUUGCGGUGUGAGCGUAUUGCCGAGAAUGCUCUGAAAUUGGCCAAAUGGCUAGAAGGACAUAAGAACGUUGCGUGGGUGUCGUAUCCCGGAUUGGAGAGCCAUCCCCACCACCAGCUGGCGAAGAGGUACCUCCCUCGCGGGUUCGGCGGCGUUUUGAGCUUUGGGAUCAAAGGUGGCGCUGAUGCAGGCUCGCAAGUCGUGGACGGCUUCAAGCUCGUCUCGAAUCUGGCAAAUGUGGGAGACGCGAAGACCCUCGCAAUUCACCCAUGGACAACGACGCAUGAACAACUGAGUGAACAAGAACGCAUCGACUCGGGCGUGACACCAGACAUGAUUAGGAUCAGCGUUGGUAUCGAGCAUAUUGACGACAUCAUCCACGACUUUGACCAAAGCUUCACCGCGAGUGAAGCAGCCCAGCCUGAUGCUGAGGCAAACAAGGACAAUGCGACAGCCGGCAAGGAGCCGAGUUCUAAAGGGAGUCUCAGUGGGGCCACCUGA
This is a messenger RNA of Cladophialophora yegresii CBS 114405, 1386 nucleotides long. Its product is annotated as O-acetylhomoserine (thiol)-lyase. The transcript has 3 exons. The coding region runs from base 1 to 1386 and encodes 461 amino acids. NCBI's taxonomy places the organism in Eukaryota, Fungi, Ascomycota, Eurotiomycetes, Chaetothyriales, Herpotrichiellaceae. The record is from RefSeq and is a predicted model, not a curated record. Gene Ontology annotation, biological process: transsulfuration. Gene Ontology annotation, molecular function: pyridoxal phosphate binding; transferase activity, transferring alkyl or aryl (other than methyl) groups.